AUGUUUGAUGAUGCCCCGUCUGGAAUGCCUGUGAAUUUGGAUGGUGAAGAAUCUUUUCAUGAGGAGUUUGAAUCUUCGUCACCUUUUGGAGCAGAGCAGGGAGAGGGAUUACAACAUGACAGUGCCAUGCAACUUUUGUUUGGGGCCGAAGCUGAUGAUGCAAUUUUUGGCGGUGAUUUUGGUUUGCCUUUUGACACCCCUGUCCUGGAAGGUGCAAGGGACAGCAGUGUCAGCUUCGUGGAUGCUGACGGCGACGUUAGAACUCCUGAGGGAUCCUUUUCCCAUGUGGAUUCUGUCAUUUCUGAAGCCAUCCGUUUGACUGACAAGAAACCUGUGUUUUAUCCUUGGGAGAAGGGUCGCAUGUCAAGAAUUUUUGGCGAUCGCGGGAGGUUGGAAUCCAAAAUGCCACGAUUGCAUGCUAGCAGCAACAGUUUUGUGAAAGUAGAUGUUGAGGUGCGCCAAGGUCUUCAAUGCACUGCAGCAAUUGGUGUAAGACCAACUAGGUCUGACGAUGCGCUGUAUUCAAGUGUGGUCAAGCAGGUCAUUGGGGGCUCCUACGUCGAGGAGCGCGAUGCAAAGCGAGACCUGGCAGUCAGAGCUUGGUGGGAUCUGCUUAGGUUGGACAUGUUGUGCAGUGACCCGGGCCGCAUUGCUAUGCAAGAGAAAGGGCUUGCCGACAUCUACAGGAAUGGCAUUGAGAUCCUGGACGCUUCACUUGGUGUCAAGAGCCCCAAUACUGUGAUGAAGAGGUUGUAUGCGGCCAAGACAUAUAAUACCUGGGUCACUAGAUGCAAUGGUAAAUCUUGGCUGCCAGUGGACGAGCAGACGGUUUGGACCUAUUUCAAAGAGUUGAAAGCGGAGAAAGCACCUGCAACAAGAGCAACAUCAUUUUCGGAGGCUUUGAGGUUUUGCCACUUUGUGUUCAGAGUUGAUGGCUGCGAAGAGGUGCUUGCCAGUCUUCGGGUGAGGGGAUUGGCAUCUCAACACUAUGCUUGCAAGAGGCCUUGGAAGCCGGCAGACCCUUUGCCUGUCUCCGACGUCCAGUUGCUGAACAGAGCGAUGUUGGAUGACAGGCGCAGCACAGUUGACAGGGUCUUGAUUGGUCACUUGCUUCACAUGGUUUAUGCUCGUGCACGGUUUUCAGAUUUGUUGGCCUCUGUCAAUUGCAUGUUGGAUGAUGAAUGCGUGUUUCUGGAAUUGGAAGCUGCAGUACACAAGGGAUCCAAGGCCAUGCUGUUGCCGGUGGUUGCCCCUGCCAAUUGGAUUUCAGAAGGAUGCUGGGCCAAAGACGAGCCUGAGCCUAUGUUGCCUGCACCAGAGAGAGGAAAUGAAUGGCUUCAUGAAGAAGCUCUUCAGGAUGGUGGUGUGCCAUUGGUUGGGUGCCGCAUUUCUACCCAUUCGUGCAAGGCCACCUGCAUUUCUUGGUGCGCCAAGCAUGAUGUGAGUCCAGAGCAUCGUGCAGUGCUGGCCAGACACAGCACGGCAGCGCAGGGCCCCACAGCCUUGUACUCGAGGGACCUCAUCACUGCAGCAUUGAGGAGCCUGGUUGCAGUACUGGAUGCAAUCAAAGCCUUGACCUUUUUUCCUGAUCGGUCGCGCUCUGGAAUGAUCACACCUGUACCAGUACCAAAGGCGCCUGGCAUAGCAACACCAAUGCCGGCUACGCCUUUGCCAACAGCAGCAGCCAUGGGCCAGCAGGAGGGAGACCGGGCUGAUGAGGGCCACGAUGCAACCAGUGUUGCCCCUACGCCCGAAAGUCCCUUGCCAGAGACCCCAAAAUCUUGGCAGCGCGUUGGAUGGCCUGAGCAAGACUUGGAGGAGGGUGGUCAGAUGGAACCAGUGCCACCCAAUCUUUUGGCAGACUGGGCUGAGAGUUCGAGUGACUCCAGUUAUGGAUCUGAGUCCUACAGCGUGAUGUUGAGGUGCAAUGGGAGCCGGAUGCUAUGA
This is a messenger RNA of Cladocopium goreaui, 1947 nucleotides long. The record is from the annotation of a GenBank genome assembly. NCBI's taxonomy places the organism in Eukaryota, Dinophyceae, Suessiales, Symbiodiniaceae.